This is a messenger RNA of Marchantia polymorpha subsp. ruderalis, 3543 nucleotides long. The record is from the annotation of a GenBank genome assembly. Lineage: Eukaryota; Viridiplantae; Streptophyta; Marchantiopsida; Marchantiales; Marchantiaceae.
GGCAGCGUUCGCCGGGGCCCGUGGCACAAAUUGGCGCAAUUUGCAGAUCGAAUCUUCCAUUAAUUGCAGCAGCGGGCUCCAGGAACCGUUCUUCUCACUAGAGCGUCGGAUCCCUUUGCCGCCUCUGCUGCACAUCCACAACAGGGUCGCAACCUCUUAAGAAUUUGGGAAUGGGCUCUGUUGAAACGUCGAGAGUGAGGAGUUGUCGAUUGAUCAGCUCGACCUACGCUCUGCUCUAGAAGAUUACUGUCUGCACCUUGCACAGCUCACUCACGAAUUUCUGUUCUGUCAUACCGUGUCAUUUGUGUGCUCGUUGGAGUUAGCAUAAUUGUGGCCCCUAUGCCCUGCACGCUGUUGAAAUGAGGCCUGCCUCUCUGUACAAAUUGGACAGCCUUCAGGGGACAGAAUCGUUGGCUCUGUCGGAGUAAGCUGCCUCGCGUUUUUCUCUCCAUUGCGACGAGACGUCCUUGAAAGUGGUUCGUUGAAUGGAGAGUGAAUCAUAGAGAUGUAGGAGUUGCCUUCCCUCUCUCCUAUCACGAUCAGAGGAACUCAUGCAAAUGGGUACAGCUUGGGAACUCUUGGCUUGUGAUACUGUUCCCACUUCUCAAGCAAUGAAACCCACUGCACGACUUCCAUCUCUAUUUCAAACCUUGAACCUUCGUCAAAUUCGUACUUCCAAAGUACGUCAGUUUCCGUAUGAAGGAGAAUGGACAUCGGACGGACAAACGUCGGGGGAAGGGGUCCUCACUGUGCAAAAUCAGAGCUACCGCGCGCCACCAUUAAGUCUAUCUUUUGCCAAGAAACGAUGGGAAGGGGAAAUGUUGGCUGUGGCGGAUGAAGAAGGAUAUGUCAGCAUCUUCAACACGAAUGGACAACUACCUUCAAUGGUUGACUGUUUUUCAAAGACAAGGGACGUGCGCUCGAAGCUUUGGAUGGCUCACACUAAUGCAGUUUUCGACGUUUGCUGGACGAAGGAUGACACGCAUAUCCUGACAGCCUCAGGAGAUCAAACAAUUCGAUUAUGGGAUAUUGAAAACAAGAGGGGAGUAGGGGUAAUGAUGGGGCAUUCUGGCAGCGUGAAGUCGCUGUGUGUUCAUCCAUCCCAAUCAGAUUUAUUUGUGUCCGGAUCAAGGGAUGGAACGGUGGCGUUUUGGGAUCUAAGAAGCCAAUCAGGAUCCCUUGCAGGAUGUUCAAAGUAUAUGCCUGUUACAAAGAUAAAGGAUGCUCACAAAGGUGUAAUGAACGCAAGACGUCGAAAGGGAUAUACUAGAAGUGUUACGGCUGUCUUGUACCUGAAGGACGAGCGUCUAGUAGCGACUGCGGGAGCAAACGAUGGGGUUGUCAAGUUCUGGGACACAAGAAAGUUGAAGUGUCCUGUUACUCACUCUCCAUCAGAACGUGUUUCUUCUGGAACACGAAUGCAUGGAAUAGCCGGACUCUCGCAGGAUCCAAGUGGAACGCGACUUAUAGCGACAUGCGUGGACAGCAAAAUCUACAUGUAUGACGUUAUGGGAUUGGCUAAAGGCGAGCUGAAGACUUUUUCGGGACACACGAUGGGCUCUUUUUACAUCAAGGCUUCAUUCAGUCCGGAUGGAAGCCACAUUUUAGGCGGCUCGACUGAUCAUAAUGCCUACCUUUGGAAGGUGGACAGACCAGAAGACGCUCCUACACUUCUAAGAGGUCAUAGCGGAGAAGUGACAGCAGUAGACUGGUGUCCGAUGGAACACUGCAAAGUGGCUACAUGCUCUGAUGACUACACGGUAAGGGUGUGGAAUUUGAGGGCGCCUCGCUUCUCCCAGAGAUUAACACCAAAAUAUAAUGGGUUUCCGUCUUGUCGCCGUCAAGAGGAGUCUCACGUGGUCCAGGAUUACAGUUACUCGAAUAUCCUCGGCCUGGAAGACAGCCAGCAUCCACUCCAGACCAGUUUGCCACAGCACGAGAAGACACAUCCGACUGACAAAGAUGGACAUUUGAACAUUCUCAGGCUCGUCGAAGAUAGCCAGCAUCCACUGCCAUUAGGCAGUCGUCCAUAUCUCCUUACUACCGCCACCGAAGACGGAACGAACAUCGAGCAUAAUCCUUUCUCAACGAGUUCGCAAAGAACAGAGUCAUCUGAGACAAACAGCUUGAGUGAGGAUGAACAGCAGGAUGUCAACGCAGCCAAGAGCACUGCCACAUCUUUCGACUUCAAACGCAUUCACUUCGGCAGCACAAAAGCUCCACCUAUUAAGAGGACAAGAGUGCUUUUCAGUUCUAAGGACAGGCUGCCGGACGAGGUAUUUACGAUUCACAGUGUCCAAUCUUCUGAAGAGCGUCGACACCAGGGAGAGGAGGCAAACAUCACGCCGAGGACACAACGAGGUUCAAGCGAAAAGCAAGUAACUCCACCAUUCAAGAGGACCAGAGUUCCAUUUAGAGAUCUGAACGGCGAUGGAGGGAAAACAGGAGGUAUCAGCCUUUCAGUAGCAGAAGUGCAAGUCGACUCAUCGAGACAGUUUUCCGAUAGUGAAAAGGAGAACGAUUACAGCUACGUGGGACUCAAGAACAGCGUGGGUGACAAACAUUCUACUCCACCUUUUAAGAGAUCCAGAGCGCUAUCCGAUUUCUCGACACAUGCUGAGAAUGAAUGCGAGGUCCGAAGAUGUCAAGAGGACAGUCCUCUUGGGCAGUCCGACGGAAGUCCAUCGUCCGUCUUAAGCCCACCUAGCUCACUUCAGAGAAGAAGAAAGACGAUCAUGGAUUAUUUCAGCUUACGACCACUGUCUUCAGAGGCCUGUCCGAAGACUGGCAAAGGAUCUGGGUAGAAAGCGCAAUAUCUUGCCCCACUCCAGCGACGAGUAAAAGAUCCAAGCGACAGUGGACGGAGGUUCAAUUAAUUCUCGAAGAUAUGGCAAGCGACGACGUCACAUCCACUGAGGCUUCCAAACAAACAGAAGAUGGUAAGCCUGAAAGAUAAAAAGCACAGCCUGCCACAAUUCGCCAGCCAGCGAGGAAUUCAUCUUCCAGGUAUUCCAGCUUAUUGAGAUUGCAGCUGCAAUGAGAGCUUCACGGGUGGUGGUAAAGCGAAAUCUGCCUGUUCGUUUUGCCCUCUUAAUUUCGAUCAAGACUGAGAAGCAUUUCUGUCGUGAAGUGCACAGCACAGUCAGCCUACACUCUCCAGUGCCAGCGAAUUCGGAAUUAAACUCAGUCCGAGCAUACAACUCUGUCGAGGUAAUCUGCAUUUUGGUCUUAAAGACAGCUGCGGCAUCUGAUGACACAGGAAUGGAAAGCUCAAAUCGAUAGAACUGUCAGCAGGCGACAAUAUCAAAAUGGCAAUUCCAUUCGAGAUGCUGUCGUCUGACCAAAUUGUCUCUUACAUUCUUAAGCCAACUAUCCAACAGGAUAGUUUGAUAGCUUCUUCGUUUGCAGGCGCAAACGAAACCGGUCCGGAUUAGAAUAUCAAGUAGUUUUGUUCUGGUAUCUUUUGUACAUAACACGAUCUUUGUUCUAACAAGCAUGUCGGUCACUGAAGAAAUUACUCUCAUAUCUCACACUUUUUUCCUG